Molecule: messenger RNA, 222 nt
Organism: Peronospora matthiolae
Lineage: Eukaryota; Oomycota; Peronosporomycetes; Peronosporales; Peronosporaceae
Source: the annotation of a GenBank genome assembly
AUGCAAAUUCGUCAAUUGCGGUACCAGAAAUCAAUGGACAUCAGCGUCUUUCAUAACUACCCUGCUAAGGAAGAGGUCGCCUAUACACCAGAUGAAGAUGAGAUCAUUGCUGAGCACCUUCGAUCUGAUCAACUGAUGGAACAAGAAGAUGACACGGAAGAGCUUCCUCGUGUCAUGUCAUCCCAGGCACUCGAUUCCAUACAGACGCUUGAAGUGUUUUAG